CCCCUCUUUCCAAACGACUCAGGCAGAUCUUGUUCUCUUUAUUAUCCACAGCCUCGCCGUGCUUCGACUGAUACCGGUUCUGGGUACGAUUUCGACUGCGUCUAAGCCACUUCCUGACCGGUGACAUCGUCCCACGUGCAGCAUAGCAUCAUGAGGUUCUGGGACAAAGCAACGCGCAAGAUUAACGCGGCCAACGCGUUCAAUAGGGGUGGCUUUGAACGCCAACAGCAAUAUGACACUGAGACACGAAUUCCGCAGCCAAAUCAGCCGCCGCCUGUUCCGGCUCAACAGCCUAUCUCUCAGCCUGGCGGAGAAGCCAUGACCUAUUUCGCAGAACAUCCCUCUUCAGCCUUCCCUAACAGAUUCAACAAUUCGUCUAACCAUUACAAUGCUUUCACAACGACAUCAACGUUCGUUCCUCAUGCUCAAAACCCUGGCGCUACAGUGUUCUCAAAUCCGCCUCUGCAACCCUUCGCAUCCGGUAACACAACCGCGAUCAUAGAGCCUCAGCACACCGGUUAUUCAUUCCCAUCUUUUCAGGAAAGUCCUGGUACAAUGACACAUUCGCCACCUCAAGAUACUUCGACGUCGCCUCCUCAGAUGCCCUUCCCGCCGCGACGCAGUGUGACCGAAGACUACUACAAUGUGUCACCGAUUCCCGCACAACGUAGCCGGACUAUGCCUAAUCAGAGACCACAUCAUGACUGUUGCUCGAGCUCGAACUGGAAUGCGUAGUAUCCUAGGCCGAUGCUUGGUCUGCAAUCCGUAUUGAAACAGCUGAACAACGGUUCGUUAGCACAUGUAAUUUGCAAAUUGGAAACUUCAUGCGUCCAAAGUCACAUCCGAUCACCAUGUCUCGACGCGAACGUGUUUUUAUAACAACGGGUUCGAUCAAUGGCACAGACCCGAUCCUUCUUUUUUUUAUCAUGCCUGAUCUCCUUAUAUACCCUUCGCGAAUACAAGUACAUUAGAGACUAGCAUGGGCAGCUGCCAAGUCACUUAUUGCACC
Messenger RNA from Dothidotthia symphoricarpi CBS 119687, 1009 nucleotides. RefSeq lists its product as uncharacterized. The record is from RefSeq and is a predicted model, not a curated record. NCBI's taxonomy places the organism in Eukaryota, Fungi, Ascomycota, Dothideomycetes, Pleosporales, Dothidotthiaceae. The coding region runs from base 151 to 735 and encodes 194 amino acids. The transcript has 2 exons.